Penicillium coprophilum is the source of this 1197-nucleotide messenger RNA. RefSeq names its product MBL fold metallo-hydrolase. Lineage: Eukaryota; Fungi; Ascomycota; Eurotiomycetes; Eurotiales; Aspergillaceae. The record is from RefSeq and is a predicted model, not a curated record. The transcript has 2 exons. Bases 1 to 1197 code for a protein of 398 amino acids.
AUGGAUAUCCCACUAUCGGACAACAUCGUGCGGGUCAAGCUGCUUGACACCACAACCUACCUGACCGGAAAGGCUUUUGUGUUUGUUGACCCCGUUGUUCCUGGACAUGAAACCUUUAACUUCUUUGACCUUGCAUUUUUCAUCGAGAAUGAGGCCCAAGGAAAGAAAGUGAUGUUCGAUCUUGGAACACGCAAAGACUACUGGAAUCUUGCACCGGCCGUUCAGUAUAUUUUUGGCGCCAAUGCGGUCAUGGAUGGAAUACGGAUUGAAAAAAACGUAAGUGAGAUUCUGGAAGAUGGAGGUGUGACACUGGAGAGUAUCAACUCCUGUAUCUGGUCCCACCACCACUAUGAUCACUGCGGUAACAUGUAUCCAUUCCCUUCAUCGACUUCUAUCACUGUUGGCAGUGGCUUCAAGGCAGCCGGGCUGCUGCCAGGCUACCCCGAAAACCCGAAGUCUCCAGUCCUGGCCUCAGACUUCGCCAAUCGGGACCUGAUCGAGGUUGACUUUGAACGUGACUUUUCAAUCGGUGGAUUCCCUGCAUACGACUACUUUGGAGACGGAUCUUUUUACCUCCUCGACUCUCCUGGUCACUGUCCAGGCCACCUUUGUGCGUUGGCACGUACCACCCCAUCCUCUGCAGAAGACGGCGCCACAUUCGUCUUCAUGGGUGGGGAUAUCUGCCACUUUGCAGGUGACUUUCGCCCAUCCCCCGAGAAACCUCUUCCAGACCCCAUCCCUGAAUCCGUUAUCACAUGGCGCAAUGAAGCCAGGAACCUCCUUGCCUGUCCGUGUUCUCUCACAGCCCACCAUCCUAAUACCUCCGACCAAGGGGCUGCUCGCACAACGCCUUGGUAUAACAUGCGCGCUGAGUAUCCCACGGCAUACCCCGACAUUGAAAAUGCGCGGGCUUCGGUUGCCAAAAUGCAAUCUCUGGAUCAAAAUGAGAACGUCUUGGUGUGCAUUGCCCAUGACGCGGUUCUACUUGACUAUCUGCCCAUUUUCAAUAAGAAUCCGAGCCAAGAUAUCAAUAGUUGGAAGAGUGAUGGCAUCAAAGAGAAAUGCUAUUGGGGUUGGAUGAGAGAAGUUGCGGUGGACGGACAACCAGCACAUGCUCCUCUAGUUGAGGGCUUCUGGAGAGAUGGCAAGCUUUGGGAUUAUGAGGUGUUCAAAAGGACCCUGGACAUAGCGCCUUGA